CUUCCAAUAAAAUAUGAAACAACUCCUCUAGUUGACACAUCCAGAGUAUAAUGUAGAAUAGGUGGAUCAUACCAUUAAAUUCGAAUGGACUUUAAAUUCCACCCAAAGAUAGAAAGCAGCUGAGGAAUUCAGAUAGUUGAGAUAAGUUUAAAUUAGUAUAACAAUAUGAUUAGGAAUUCGAGAAGGAAAAGAAAGAAUUUAUUAAUAGGUAUGGUUUCUGGCCUUAACAUUAAAAAUCUUCAGGUGAGUUAUUUGAUAAGACCAAAUAAUCUAGCCCAAAAAUAGAUCCCCUGGCUUUAAAUCUAAUGAAAAAAGUCAAGCUUGAAUGAAA
This is a messenger RNA of Paramecium sonneborni, 331 nucleotides long. NCBI's taxonomy places the organism in Eukaryota, Ciliophora, Oligohymenophorea, Peniculida, Parameciidae. The record is from the annotation of a GenBank genome assembly.